This is a messenger RNA of Neoarius graeffei (lesser salmon catfish), 1101 nucleotides long. RefSeq names its product LLP homolog, long-term synaptic facilitation factor (gene llph). Gene Ontology annotation, cellular component: nucleolus. NCBI's taxonomy places the organism in Eukaryota, Metazoa, Chordata, Actinopteri, Siluriformes, Ariidae. Gene Ontology annotation, molecular function: RNA binding. The record is from RefSeq and is a predicted model, not a curated record. Bases 123 to 527 code for a protein of 134 amino acids. The transcript is spliced from 3 exons. Gene Ontology annotation, biological process: dendrite extension.
CAACGUUUCCUCAGCGAUGACGUGUCGUAAAGUGCCGUAAAGCGGCCCCACUCGCUUUCCGGCAGCUGUAAGCACGUGUCGAGUGCUGAGGCUUCAGGUGUUUAUCACACUAUCCGGUUGCCAUGGCGAAAAGUCUGCGCAGUAAGUGGAAGAGGAAGAUGAGAGCGGAGAAGAGGAAGAAGAAUGCGCCGAAGGAGCUGGCCCGGCUGAAGGCGGCUCUGGGUCAGGAGGGGAAAAGUGAGAUCACCAUGAAGGACGUGUGUGAGACGGCGACGCUGGUCCCGGCUCACGCGCUGAGGGACAGAGUGCAGGACGUGGAGAUGAGUGGAAAGGACGGAGAGAACGCUGGAGAGCAGAGUGAGAUGGGGCGGAUGGAGACGGACAGUAAGCGGAAGAAGGACACUCUGCUGAAUGAACAUGGACAGUACCCUGUGUGGAUGAGCCAGAGACAGGCCAAGAAACUCAAACACCAGCGCAUGGCCAAGAAAACAGGCCACAGGAAGAAGAAGAAGGGUGUGGCCUGGUAGAUACACACACCUGUGUUAUUGCGUGUAAUGUAGACAGACAGUGUGAUUCCUCUAAAACGUGCUCCAGUGUGAGACGUUUGUGGUAUUAAUGAGCUGAACGCUGCGUUUCACCGCCGUGUGACGUCUGGGCUGAGGGUGAAGGGCGGAGUUUUACUGCGUCGCUGAAGAAAACCCUCGGAUUUCUUUUUUCCUGGAACUCAGUUUAAGUGAUGAAACCCCAGUGUGUGUGUGUGUGUUCGAGAACAGAAACGUGAAAGUGUGUGUGAGAUCAUCUGUCCUGUUUCACCUUCACUAUAAAACUAAACUGCAGGUGAGACGCGACGGGAGAAUUGAGUUAUUUAUAAAAGAAGCCAACAGACGUCAUGUUUAAUCUCUGAAACGUUCAGCUCGUUAAAUAUUCAUACUUCCUUAAUAAAACUCAAAUCCAGUCGAAUUUCUUGGUUUAAUGAACUUCGUUUCUGUAUAUGUGAUUUUAUUUUUCCAGUAUAAAGCCUAACACAUUUAAGAAAUGUCUUCAACUGCAAUUAAAAUCUAAUUAUUGUUUUUAAUAAAUGAAUGCUUGGCUCCACCCCCA